UACUCACCUCUACUAUCAAGCUUCACUCCACUUGCCAAUUCAAUCGAUCGGUCGCGGACGCGGUAUAGUAUAGUCGUGUGUUACUGGUGUUGUAGUACCUCUCGGUGGUUUUAACCAUGUCUCUUUUCAGAAUUUCAUCAACGAAAAUAUUGGAAUUGCAGAAAGCAUGUCCAACGGCAUCGAUUCUGCUAAGGGGUCUUAGCGCUGAACAGACUAAUCUCAAGAGUGUUUUGCAAGAGAAGAUCCCCAGAGAACAAGAGAAGAUUAAGGAGUUUCGUAAAAAACAUGGAGGUACCAAAGUCGGAGAGGUCACCGUUGACAUGAUGUACGGCGGUAUGCGAGGCAUCAAAGGCCUGGUAUGGGAAACCUCUGUGCUAGAUCCAGACGAAGGUAUCCGGUUCCGUGGGCUCUCCAUUCCUGAAUGCCAACAACAAUUGCCUAAAGCUAAGGGAGGGGAGGAACCCCUUCCUGAGGGUCUGUUCUGGCUCCUUGUCACAGGAGAAAUACCCACCGAAGCCCAAGUUCAAGCUAUUUCUAAAGAAUGGGCUCAAAGGGCUGAGUUACCAGCGCAUGUAGUAACCAUGUUGAACAAUAUGCCAAGCAAAUUACACCCCAUGUCUCAAUUCUCUGCUGCCGUCACUGCCUUAAAUAGCGAAUCCACAUUCGCAAAGGCCUAUUCCGAAGGAGUCCACAAAUCUAAAUAUUGGGAGUACGUUUACGAAGACUCCAUGAACUUAAUCGCAAAGCUGCCAGUAAUCGCAGCUACCAUCUACCGCAACACCUACCGCGACGGCAAGGGAAUUGGCGCAAUUGACGACAACAAGGAUUGGUCUGCCAACUACUGCACUAUGCUGGGUUUCGAUGAUCCCAAGUUCACCGAACUUAUGCGCCUCUACCUCACGAUUCACAGUGACCACGAGGGCGGCAAUGUAUCGGCUCACACGACGCAUUUGGUGGGCUCAGCUCUCAGCGAUCCCUACCUUUCCUUUGCCGCAGGUCUGAACGGCCUUGCUGGACCCCUGCACGGCCUGGCCAACCAGGAGGUACUCGUCUGGUUGGAAAAGUUACGCAAACAGGUUGGUGAUAACUUCACGGAAGAUCAAUUGAAGGAAUUUAUCUGGAAGACUCUGAAAUCUGGUCAAGUCGUUCCCGGAUAUGGACACGCUGUGCUCAGAAAGACUGACCCCAGAUAUACCUGCCAACGGGAGUUCGCUCUCAAGCAUCUGCCAAACGACCCGCUGUUCAAGUUGGUCGCAGCUGUGUACAAAGUAGUGCCUCCGAUCCUAACUGAGUUAGGCAAAGUUAAGAACCCAUGGCCAAAUGUGGACUCCCACUCUGGUGUCCUAUUACAGUAUUACGGUCUGAAGGAGAUGAACUAUUACACGGUGAUGUUCGGCGUGUCGCGCGCGCUCGGAGUGCUCGCCCAGCUCAUCUGGUCUCGCGCGCUCGGCCUCCCCAUCGAGCGACCCAAGUCGCUCAGUACCGAGCUCCUCAUAAAACAGGUCGGCAAGUAACCGCCUAUAAUGUAGCAACAAUUCGUUAGGCUCCGAGUUUGGUGACGUGUAGUGCCCUCGACUGAUUUGAUACAGUUCGAUUCACACAAUACACAAAUAGUCAAUUUUAUUUAAUUUUAUAUUUAAAAUAAAAUAUAUUGUAAGCGUAAAUUUUGAUGUAACGAAAUGGAAUUUUUAUAAAAUGUUAUACCGUUUCAGUAGUCGUAAGCGUAAUAUUGCUUUGUAUUAUGUUUAAAUAUUACUAUCAUCUUUAUUGUACUUCUUAAUAAUUAUGUACUUAUUCCUAUGUGAUAAUAUUAUGUAUAUUUUGUAAAUUUUGUACUAUAUUUAAUUGGAUUGUAAUUUUUUUUAUGUAAAUCUUUAAAUUAUAUAAAUUGACUAGUGUAGUAGUGUGAUUCAACUGGUUCCGUAUCUUCUGUCGUAUGUAAACGAACUAACAGUGAUAUGAAUUAUUGGGUCAUUAGAUCACUAUUGUUGUAGGGUAUUUAGAUAUAGUUAAAUAGAAUACUGUAUGCAGUGCAUUACCUUAGAAAAUAUUACAGAAAAAAUUUGCAAGGGACCCAUUAUUCAUAAAUACGUUCAUUUUACUUUAUGUGGAAUAAUAAUUGUAACAAUAAAUAGACCCAGUUGCGAAUGUAUGGUCUAUAUUAGGUACUUAGAGAGGUGUGAUUUGUUUUCUUUAGAAAACAAAUUUAUAUCUUACUUCGCUAUACUUUCCUUAGCAGCUCUUCUUUCUCAUUUCUGUUAUUUAAUUGUCUUGAAUCAUGUUUAGCUAUACUGUAAUGUAAUUAUUUGUUACCAAAGUAUUUAUAUAUUAUGUUGUAUAUAAAGAUACAAAAUCAUUAUUUUUAAUUAAUGAAUGAGUCGCUGUAUUGAUAGCCAUAUCAUUUUCAGUUUUAAAAUUGUGAAAAUAUUCUAUUGCAAAUUAUGAUUUCGAUCAGUAAUUCAGUUUUUUUUGAUGUGGCUAUUAUGGUAUUAUUAUCAUUAAUCUUAAUUCACUUGUUGUCAUUGAUAUUUAUUGCAACAUUUCAUAGUAGUUUGACAGUAUGUGUGAAUUUGCUGUGGUGUGGACAUUGGUUUAACAAGUGAUGGUGCCUCGUCUUCAAUCGGCGCGAUUCAAUAAUUCAAUUCGACAAUACUAAAAAUAAAUUGGUAUGGUGUA
Molecule: messenger RNA, 2676 nt
Organism: Galleria mellonella (greater wax moth)
Lineage: Eukaryota; Metazoa; Arthropoda; Insecta; Lepidoptera; Pyralidae
Gene: kdn
Product: probable citrate synthase 2, mitochondrial
Exons: 9
Coding region: 117-1514 (465 amino acids)
Biological process (GO): citrate metabolic process; tricarboxylic acid cycle; carbohydrate metabolic process
Cellular component (GO): mitochondrial matrix
Source: RefSeq, a predicted model, not a curated record